GAGCAACAUUUAUUUUUAUCCGUCAUUUGUCACUUUCUUUAACAAGAAGGCGCCAUGGCCGCCGAUAAAGAACAAUUUUACCAAAUUUUAACUACUUUAUUAUCUACAGAUAAUAACAUCCGAUCGCAAGCAGAGGAAGCUUAUUCUAAUUUGGUAAUUGACACGAAAGUGAGUCACCUCCUAAUUGCCAUUCAAGAUGGGAACCUUUCAGAGGAAGCGCGCCAAAUGAGCGCUGUUUUAUUAAGGCGAAUAUUUUCUAAUGAAUUCUUGGAAUUCUAUCCAAAACUGUCACCAGAAAACCAGGCACAACUGAAGCAACAGGUUAUUUUGUCCAUACAAAAUGAACAUCAGUCUGUUCAGCUCCGUAAUAAAGUUUGCGAGGUGGCAGCAGAAGUAGCAAGGAAUUUAAUUGAUGAUGAUGGAAAUAACCAGUGGCCCGAAUUUUUGCAGUUCCUAUUUCAAUGCGCAAAUGCCCCAAGCCCUAUCCACAAAGAGGCGGCUCUCCGUCUCUUUGCCAGCGUACCUGGCGUCUUUGGAAACCAACAAAACAACUAUUUGGACCUCAUAAAGCAGAUGUUGAUGAGCAGCUUGGCUAAUACAGAACCCUAUGAUGUGAGAUUUCAAGCCGUUCGGGCUGUAGGAGCAUUCCUUGUCAUUCAUGAUAAAGAAACUCAAGUUUUGAAGCAUUUUAAUGAUGUACUUCUGCCCAUGUUGAUGGUUAUUGCCGAGAGUAUUCAGCAGCAAUUAGAUGAUACGCUUUUGAAACUAUUGAUUGAGAUGGCCGAGUCUGUGCCAAAAUUCUUGAGACCUCAGCUGUUACCUGUAUAUGAGAUGUGCAUGAAGUUAUUCAGUGAUGGUACAGCAUUGGACAGUUGGAGACAACUUGCGUUGGAGGCUAUGGUUUCUCUCGCUGAAAUGGCACCUGCCAUGGUAAGGAAAAAUGCGGGGAAGUAUAUUGCCCAGUUGGUCCCUGUAAUUCUCCAGUUCAUGGCUGACAUUGAAGAAGAGGAAGACUGGAGUAAAUCUGACGAACUACUAGACGAAGAAAACGAUUCCAAUCAUGUGGUUGCAGAAGCAGCACUUGAUCGUCUUGCCUGCGGCUUGGGUGGAAAAACUAUUUUACCUUUGGUAACCCAACAAAUACCAGCCAUGUUGGCUAAUCCUGACUGGAAACAGAGGUAUGCUGCCCUUAUGGCACUCAGUGCUAUCGGUGAAGGUUGUCACAAACAGAUGGAAGAAAUGUUAGGCCAAAUUAUCAAUGGAGUUCCUGGUGUUAUGCAGGGAGCUCUUACCUAUUUACAAGAUCCUCAUCCUAGAGUGAGAUACGCAGCAUGUAAUGCCAUAGGCCAGAUGUCAACAGAUUUUGCACCUGUUUUGCAAAAACAGUUUCAUUCCACUGUCGUUCCUACACUAUGUAUGCUUUUAGAAGAUAAUGACAACCCUAGAGUUCAAGCUCAUGCAGGUGCAGCUCUGGUUAAUUUUGCCGAAGACUGCCCAAAACAUAUUCUCACCGGCUAUCUGGACACAUUGAUGGGUAAACUAGAAGCUAUCCUUUCAUCAAAAUUCAAGGAAUUGGUGGAAAAGGGUACAAAGUUAGUGUUGGAACAGGUGGUAACCACAAUAGCGAGUGUAGCCGAUACUGCUGAAUAUGAAUUUAUCGCCUACUACGAUCGACUGAUGCCUUGUCUUAAGUACAUCAUACAGAAUGCUAACAAGGAUGAGCUUAAACUUUUGAGAGGAAAGACUAUCGAAUGCGUUACUUUGAUUGGGGUAGCUGUUGGAAGUGAAAAAUUCCAAAAUGACGCACGGGAAGUGAUGGAUAUGCUUCUGAAAACACAUGGAGAUGGAGUCGAUUUACCAGAUGACGAUCCACAGACGAGCUAUAUGAUAUCCGCAUGGUCCAGAAUAUGCAAGGUUUUGGGAAGGAAUUUCGAACCCUACCUGCCACUUGUGAUGGGUCCAGUUAUGAGGACAGCCUCGAUGAAACCGGAUAUUGCUCUUCUGGACAAUGAGGAUAUGCAAGGUGUGGAAGGUGAUGAGGACUGGCAAUUCGUUUCACUUGGCGAGCAAAAGAAUUUCGGAAUUCGGACUGCAGGUUUGGAAGACAAGGCGGCUGCAUGUAUGAUGCUUGUGUGCUACGCAAGAGAACUGAAAGAGGCCUUCGCGAAGUACGCCGAAGAAACCGUCAAACUGAUGGUGCCCAUGCUGAAAUUUUAUUUCCAUGACGACGUUAGAAAUGCCGCGGCAGAAUCUCUCCCCUGGCUCUUGGAAUCUGCAGCCAUUAAUGGUCCAGCCUUUGUGCAGGCCAUGUGGAACUACAUAUGUCCGGAACUCUUGAAAGCUAUUGAUACCGAACCGGAAAGUGAGGUGAUGAUGAUCCUUUUGGACUCCAUGGCUCGCUGUAUCGAAAAACUUGGGAUUGGUUGUUUAGAUCAGGACUCCAUGACUGAACUCCUCAAGUUGAUCGAUAAGUUGAUGAAGGAACACUUUGAAAGGGCUUCUGACCGGGUAUCAAAAGUUUUGGAUGAAGAUUAUGAUGAGAUUGUCCAAGAGCAGCUAGAAGAUGAAGAAUCUGAUGACAUAUACUUGUUGAGUAAAAUUUCAGAAUUGAUUCAUUCUCUUUUCGUCUCGUAUAGAGAACAGUUCUUACCGUUUUUCGAUCAAAUUUGUAACCAUUUUGUUGCGUUACUCGAACCAAAUAAGGCUUGGGCCGACCAUCAGUGGGGCCUUUGUGUUUUUGACGAUCUAAUCGAAUACUCAGGACCUGCCAGUGCCAAAUAUCAGGGUUUGUUCAUUACCGCUUUUCACAUGUAUGUCAAAGACAAGAGCAGCGAAGUCAGACAGGCGGCUGCUUAUGGAUGGGGUGUUAUGGCCCAAUAUGGCCCCGAUGAUUACAUCCAUGAAUUGACAAAGGUGAUACCUUCAUUGGUCGAUGUUAUCAGAGAUCCCAAAUCCAGAGAACCAAGAAAUAUCAACGCAACAGAAAAUGCAAUUUCUGCAUUGACGAAAAUCGUGAAAUACAAACCGGCUGCUGUUUCUAACAUAGACGAAUUGUUGCCCAUGUGGUUGAGCUGGCUUCCUGUUAUCGAAGAUGCUGAUGAAGCUCCUCACGUCUAUGGUUAUAUGUGUGAUUUGGUGGAACAGAAUAACCCGCUUAUUUUGGGAGCUGGAAACAUAAAUAUACCAAGACUCAUCGCGAUAGUAGCAGAAGCAUUCUUCAGAGAUGUAAUGGAACCAACAAAACCAGAAGGAAUUAGAAUGUUGAAUAUUGUGAGACAAGUACAGUCAAACGAAGCACUAUUUCAAACAGUCAUCCAAUCUUUAGCCCCAGAAUUACAACAGGCUCUACAUAACGCAUUACAUGCUCCUGUAACAUCUUAAUAGGCGCUUUUAAAAUAAUUGAAAGUGAAAUUUUUUUAAAAUUAUGUACGAUUCAUUAUUUUUAUAUAAUUAAAAUGUGUUAUGUAAGUUUAUAAUGCAAAAGUCCAGUUAUUAGUCAAGUGAGUAGGGCUAUUUUUCCCUAUUUUCAUGCUCAAAUAUGUUAUUUGCUUGUUUUUCUUCUAAAAUUCUCUAUACUCAUUUUAACUUGACUAACACUGGACAUUUGCAGAUUUUAUCGAUGCACCUAAAUUUAUAGGUGCAUUAAUAAAUUUUGGAGGUCAUAUGUGCAUACAAGAAAGAACUUGCAACCCAAUGUUAUGUGAUAAUUUUCAUCUCUGAAAUGCACUCAAAUAAAUUUUGACGAUGAAGUUUUUUAGUUCUUAGCUGUUGAAAAUUUCUGAAGGACACAUCAAUGUUAUGCAUAAAACAUUAAAUCAAUUUUCGCUAAACAUUCGAUUACUACCCUCUUUUUUCCCAUAGAUUAACUCAAAAUUUAGUGGAAAAAACUGUGAUUCUCUUAUAUUUAAAAUAAUUGUUUCAGAAUAUUUAUUGUUAGAAAUAAUUAUAUUGUGGCCUUGAAAAAUAUAACUUGAAUAUGUUGAGAUGGAACUGCCUUAAUUGAAUUAAUUUAAUAAUUUUUAUUGCAUA
Messenger RNA from Coccinella septempunctata (seven-spotted ladybird), 4029 nucleotides. It is a transcript of the gene Karybeta3, whose product is annotated as importin-5. Gene Ontology annotation, biological process: protein import into nucleus. The transcript has 12 exons. Gene Ontology annotation, cellular component: cytoplasm; nucleus. Gene Ontology annotation, molecular function: nuclear import signal receptor activity; protein binding. NCBI's taxonomy places the organism in Eukaryota, Metazoa, Arthropoda, Insecta, Coleoptera, Coccinellidae. The coding region runs from base 55 to 3381 and encodes 1108 amino acids. The record is from RefSeq and is a predicted model, not a curated record.